AUGCCCCUUGUUUACAGUCGAGAGUGGAACGCACAAGCGCGCCCGUCGGGAAUUGAUGAGAGAUCUGAUGGAUGUAUGACGCGGCCUCGACGCGGACGGCGCAAUGCAGCGCUCCGAUUUGGCUCGGCGCCGGCGGAGAUCACGAGGGCAAACAUAAUGCUACGACUGUGGUACAUGACAUGUGUGGCAUUAGUGUCUUUGAACACAGGUCUCGGCUAA
Messenger RNA from Leptosia nina, 219 nucleotides. NCBI's taxonomy places the organism in Eukaryota, Metazoa, Arthropoda, Insecta, Lepidoptera, Pieridae. The record is from the annotation of a GenBank genome assembly.